Ostrinia furnacalis (Asian corn borer) is the source of this 735-nucleotide messenger RNA. RefSeq lists its product as uncharacterized. The record is from RefSeq and is a predicted model, not a curated record. The coding region runs from base 24 to 725 and encodes 233 amino acids. The transcript has a single exon. Lineage: Eukaryota; Metazoa; Arthropoda; Insecta; Lepidoptera; Crambidae.
AUGAAACGAUACCUCGAAUAGCCAUGGACCAAUUUACAACUACCCCGAGCAGUUCCGACGUAGACCUCCUGAUUGAAAAGUUUAAGGUUGAGGUUACUAGGAGCAUCGAUGAAGCAAGUUCAGAUACGAGAAAACUUACAUUGACAUCUACAUUCCUAAAACCUAAAACUUCAGAAAUGAGUAACAACAUUGAUAAACAAAUAACUGAUUUGGAGAAUAUAAUAAAGAAGCUACAAGAUGAAAUCACUGAAAUGUCCAAAAACGCUGAUCGUGAAGUAGAAUAUACUCCAAUAAUGUCCGAAGAUCCUAGCAGAGUUAGACAAGGUUUGAGUAAUGAGACAAUCAUUUUAGAUAACAACUCUGAUAAUAUUGAGGAAACAGAAAGUGUGAGAGACGCAAUGAAAGGAAAAGAGAGCAAAAACUGUUUUGAGUCUGAACAGUACAACCACGUAUUCCCACUUAUGAUCAGGGACGUUUUACUGCCUUUUGAUGGUGGUCUGACAACUUGUGAGCAUACCAUUAACGAUUUAAGAAGUUUAGAUGGGUCUGAAAAGUUUUUAACUAUAAAACAAGAUGUUAUAGACGUUUGGAAUGGUCUGCCAGAUUACACGCCGAAGGACAAUUUGGAAGUACGCAUUUGUGAAUUACAACAAGAAAUAACUGACCAAAUGGAAACAUUGAAAGAUAACAUUGAAGAAUCCAGCGACCAGUUUCAUGAUGCCUAAUAAAACUCUA